Molecule: messenger RNA, 459 nt
Organism: Camellia sinensis
Lineage: Eukaryota; Viridiplantae; Streptophyta; Magnoliopsida; Ericales; Theaceae
Source: RefSeq, a predicted model, not a curated record
AUGAGUCAGUGGAGAGGCGGUGGUGCUCAGAGUAAGGAACGAAGCCAGGGUUUUUUCACUGUAUUUGUUGAUAACAUUCCUACAGUAAUGGAUGCUAAAGCUUUGUACAAACUCUUUACCAAGUUCGGGAUCGUGAAGGGUGCUUACAUCCCAUUCAAAAGAAGGAAAGUGACGAACACAAGGUUUGGGUUUGUCCGUUAUGACUGUCGAAUCUCAGCAUCUGUUGCCAUCCAAAAAGCGAAUGGCCUUUUUGUGGAUGACAUGAUGCUUGUGGUUAAAAUGGCUACCUAUGACAGGAAUACCAGACCCGAACAGAGCAAUCUCAAACAUUGGAAAGAUUACAGAGUGGCCAAAGGGCUGGAGCCAAUUCGUGAUGGUUUGGAAGCCAAAUCUCCAUCUGCAGUAGGAGAGGUGCGUUUGGUUGAGAUGCUAUGGUAUACCCCUGCAUCUAUGGAAUAG